This is a messenger RNA of Cynocephalus volans (Philippine flying lemur), 1968 nucleotides long. It is a transcript of the gene HGFAC, whose product is annotated as HGF activator. Gene Ontology annotation, biological process: zymogen activation; blood coagulation. Gene Ontology annotation, cellular component: rough endoplasmic reticulum; extracellular region. NCBI's taxonomy places the organism in Eukaryota, Metazoa, Chordata, Mammalia, Dermoptera, Cynocephalidae. Bases 1 to 1968 code for a protein of 655 amino acids. The record is from RefSeq and is a predicted model, not a curated record. Gene Ontology annotation, molecular function: serine-type endopeptidase activity. The transcript has 14 exons.
AUGGGGCACUGGGCCUGGGUCCCCAGCCCCUGCCCCCUACCCGGGCUGUCUCUGCUCCUGCUGCUGCUGCUGCUGGUGCCUUGCGGGGCCCAUCCCCAGGCUGGUAGGAAUCUCAUGGAGCCCCCAGACCCUAAUGCCACGGUGACUGCUGGGAUCCCCAGGAUCCCUGUGACCUCUGUGACCCCUGAGACCCCAGCAACAAGUGUUCCAGAGGCAGAGGCGGUGGGACCCCGAGGUGGGGGGCUCCUGCCCCCACGCAGGGCAGCUCCUUCAAGCAGCGGCCCCGGGGACCAAGUGCUCACCGAGGACGGGCAGGCCUGCAGGUUCCCCUUCCGCCACGGUGGCCGCAUGCUGCACGCCUGCACUUCGGAGGGAAGCGCCCACAAGAAGUGGUGUGCCACGACUCACAACUAUGACCGGGACAGGGCCUGGGGCUACUGCAUGGAGGCCGCCUCACCUCCCCAGGGCCCAGCUGCCCUUGAUCCCUGUGCCUCUGGCCCCUGCCUCAAUGGGGGCUCCUGCUCCAACACCCAGGGCCCCGCAUCCUACCACUGCACCUGCCCCGUGGCCUUCACAGGCAAAGACUGUGGCACAGAGAAGUGCUUUGACGAGACCCGCUAUGAGUACCUGGAGGCGGGCGACCGCUGGGCCCACGUGCGCCAGGGCCACGUGGAGCAGUGUGACUGUGUGAGGGGCCAGGCCCAGUGCAAAGACACCCGCCACACAGCCUGCCUGAGCAGCCCGUGCUUGAAUGGGGGCACCUGCCACCUGAUCGUGGCCACCGGGACCACUGUGUGUGCCUGCCCACCGGGCUACGUGGGGCGGCUCUGCAACAUUGUGCCCGCUGAGCGCUGCUUCUUGGGGAAUGGCACUGGGUACCGUGGCGUGGCCAGCACCUCGGCCUCGGGCCUCAGCUGCCUGGCCUGGAACUCCGACCUGCUCUACCAGGAGCUGCAUGUGGACUCGGUGGGCGCCGCGGCCCUGCUUGGCCUAGGUCCCCACGCCUACUGCCGGAACCCAGACAAGGACGAGAGGCCCUGGUGCUACGUGGUGAAGGACAGUGCGCUCUCCUGGGAGUACUGCCGCCUGGCCGCCUGCGAGUCCCUCACCAGAGUCCAGCCCCUGGCCCCUGAGGUCCUGGCGACCCUGCCCGAGCCGACCCCGGCCGGACGCCCGACCUGCGGCAAGAGGCACAAGAAGAGGACCUUCCUGCGGCCGCGCAUCGUCGGGGGCUCGUCCUCGCUGCCCGGCUCCCACCCCUGGCUGGCCGCCAUCUACAUCGGGCACAGCUUCUGCGCCGGCAGCCUGGUGCACACCUGCUGGGUGCUGUCCGCGGCCCACUGCUUCUCCCACAGUCCCCCCAGGGAAAGCGUCUCGGUGGUGCUGGGCCAGCACUUCUUCAACCGCACAACGGAUGUGACCCAGACGUUUGGCAUUGAGAAGUACAUUCCCUACCCCCUGUACUCGGUGUUCAACCCCAGCGACCAUGACCUUGUCCUGAUCCGGCUGAAGAAGAAGGGGGACCGCUGUGCCGUCCGCUCCCAGUUUGUCCAGCCCAUCUGCCUGCCUGAGCCCAGCAGCCCCUUCCCCGCCGGACACAAGUGCCAGAUUGCGGGCUGGGGCCAUAUGGGCGAGAACAUGAGCGACUACUCCAGCUCCCUGCGGGAGGCGCUGGUCCCCCUCGUCGCUGACCACAAGUGCAGCAGCCCCGAGGUGUACGGUGCCGACAUCAGCCCCAACAUGCUCUGUGCCGGCUACUUCGACUGCAAAUCCGACGCCUGCCAGGGGGACUCGGGCGGGCCCCUCGCCUGCGAGAAGAAUGGUGUGGCCUACCUGUAUGGCAUCAUCAGCUGGGGCGACGGCUGUGGACGGCUCAACAAGCCAGGUGUCUACACCCGCGUGGCCAACUAUGUGGACUGGAUCAAUGACCGGAUACGGCCUUCCAGGCGGCCUGCGGCUCCCUCCUGA